AUGGAAUACUUUUCGCGUAAUUUCUCAAUCGACACAGAAGCAGUGAAUGAGGCCUUUAUUCCGCCGGAAGAGCAUGACGAGGACAGCGGGGGCAUUACCCGUGACGAACAAGCGCGGAAAUGUCAAAGAAAUCCAUGGAAUAAGCAUUCGCAGUCGAGAAAGAAGUACUUAAUGUAUUCGGCAUUUAUUGUCCUUCUCCUGUGUCUUGUGCUGCUUGGCGUUGUCGUAAGACUGUCGAUGCUGGCUUUCCAGAGCUCAGGGUGUGAAAAGACGUCGUGCACGAACGUAUCGGGCCUACCUGAUGCCGUUUAUUUUGAGCCUUUCCUAGUUACAGCGCAGGAGCUGAAAAGGAUCCAGAAAACCAGCGUCGAGGUGCCUUCUCGACGUGGAUAUCACCUCGCCAAGCUAGCUGAUAAAAUCCGUCAACAUGUCCACAACGACCACUAUCAGCGGACAGAUGAAGGGAAAUCGGUUUCAGUUAUAGACCAUGUCGACCACUGUAUCGAUAUUGUCCGCCAGGCGCUCAUGUGCCAGGCAGACACAACUCUCAUCACAUUUAACGAUGACGGGGCACUCGCGCCCGUGAAGCCUGAUUUCGAGGCCACGCAUGCAUGCCAGAAUUUUGACAAAGUCCAUGAUUGGGCGAGGGAGAGGGAAUUCAAUAUGACAGAGGAAGCGAUACGAAAUCCUAAACCUUUUAGGGAUGAUUUGAUUGAUGCGAUUAACAGAGAACUCGGGGAACGACGCAGUGGUUGA
Coccidioides immitis RS is the source of this 756-nucleotide messenger RNA. RefSeq lists its product as uncharacterized. Bases 1 to 756 code for a protein of 251 amino acids. NCBI's taxonomy places the organism in Eukaryota, Fungi, Ascomycota, Eurotiomycetes, Onygenales, Onygenaceae. Gene Ontology annotation, biological process: mycotoxin biosynthetic process. The transcript is spliced from 4 exons. The record is from RefSeq and is a predicted model, not a curated record.